GUAGCCCAGUACUGGUUGGGCGUCUGGCUGAUCACCAAGCUCCCCUAGCGGAAUCCACGUGACUACUGAUGAAUCCAAGACAAAGUAAAGCGCUUGGCAUAAACAAGAGCGCGAAUUCGGAUUCCUUCUCUGCUCCGGUCAGGAUUUCUUGUUUAUUUGUAUUGCUCCUAGAACCAUUCCCCCAAUCGGUGGUGUAGACGUGCGACGCACUAGCUCCACACCUGUAUAAUUAUUAUCACCCCUUCCUGGUCGCGCUAGAUAGGAGCAAAUUGAAAUGUCGCAUCAGGAGAGCCUCGAAAUUGUGCGCAACUUGGUGACAGUGGUUGCACGCACGUUCUACGAUGACCGGUACGUUCUGGCGCUUGACUUUCUGAACCGGCACGAGCGUGCGCGCGACGAUGUGCUUGGCAAGUACAUGCACGUCCAUUCGCGCGAGGUUCACAAGGUGUGUGGAAAACUGCGUGAAGACAAGCUGCUGCGGUCAGACAAGCGGGCAGAGCCCCGUGAGCCUGGCCAGCAGCCAGUGCCUCGCACAUACUACCACCUGGACUACAAGCUGUUUGUCGAUGUGGUCAAAUGGCGCAUGUGGAAGCUGCAGACGCUGGUCAAGGAGAAGAUGGAGGCUGAGCAGCAAAAGCUUGGGUAUGAAUGCCCGUCAUGCAACGCGCAUUACUCGACCAUGGAGGCGCUGUCGUUGGUGGAUAUGGCGACUGGCAUGUUUUUGUGCGAGAACUGCAGCUCCCCGCUGGAGGACAACAAGGACUCGGAGUUUUCGCUGGAGUCGCAGCGCGAGUUGUCGCGGUUUAUGGAGCAGUGCCAGCCGAUCAUCAAUCUGCUGAAGAAGACCGACUCGAUUAUCUUGCCUGCACCGACGCCCUUUGAUCAGGUGCCUGUGCCGGAUAUGAGCGGUAAUGGCGAGAACGGCGCUGACGGCAAGGGUCCAAAUGGCGGUGGCCGUGAGCUUAACGUUGCCCGCAACACUGGUAUCAACACAGGCGAUAUCCUGAUUGGGUUUGCGCCAGACCUGACGCCCAAGGAGACAGCGCGUAUCCGUGAAGCCGAGCUGGAGCGCAAGCGCCGACAGAAUGCGCUGCCUGCUUGGCAUAUCUGGUCGACGGUAUCCGGUGUGCAGAUGGUCGUCGAUGAGCGGAUUCCGCCUGAGGCGAAGAUGAUCCAUGAAAAAUACACAGAGCGGCACGAGUUGCUUAGGCGCAAGUGGGACAAGCGCGCACGGCAGCGUGUGCGGCUGGUUGAUCGUGAGUUGGCCGAAGCAAAGCAGGUGGUGGAGGCUGGGCAGCGUGAGGGGAAGGAAGAGCGCGAAGAGAAGGACGAGUCCAAACGUGAAGGGUACUACUCAAAGUACUACGGUGAUGUUGCACGCUGCGUUGGCAUCCAGUUGCCACACGACCCUCGUGAAGGCUACCAGCACUUGCUGGACCAGCUGGCUGAGGCCGAGGAGCACGAGCGCCAGGAGAAGGAGAAGAGGCGGCUUGAGCAGGAGAAGCAGGAGAAGGAGAAGCAGGAAGCGGCAGCUGCCGCAGCUGCAGCGGGCAACACGCAGCACCCGUACCGGCGGUUCCGCAACAGGAACAGCCACUUUGAUCGGCAUAAGCGCGAUGCUGCCAGCUCGGCUGCGUGGAAGAUGAAGAAGAGGCUGUUUGCGUUUAUCGAUGGUGAGCAGACAGAUGGUGCAGUUGUGCCGGCCAAGGGCAACAAUGCCGAGUCUGAGGCCAACGAGGAUGGCGAGAAGCCGGCUGAGAAGAGCAGUGGGCAGGAUGUGCCAGCAGAUCUGCUGGACCCUGCGGCGCUCGAGCCUUCGGAUUCUACAUUGGAGAGCAUAGUGGUGGAGGACCCGGACCAUGCUCCGAGCGUUAAAAUAUUCGUCGAUGGCCAGCCCAAGCCCAUCGCACAUAUUACCAUCGACGAUGAAGCGCGCAUGUCGAUUGAGGAGUACGCCGAGUACUGGCACACCUGGCACAAGGUGCAGCAGCAGUCGGUUAUGUAAACUGUGUCAGCGGCGAGCUAGCAUUCCUUGAAUUAAGGCAAAUACAUGCUUCAUGCUCCAUGCCUCAUGCAUUUGUAUCAUCUUCGUAUAAAACCUUGGCCAUGGCAGCGCAUUCAACAUG
Molecule: messenger RNA, 2126 nt
Organism: Linderina pennispora
Lineage: Eukaryota; Fungi; Kickxellomycota; Kickxellomycetes; Kickxellales; Kickxellaceae
Exons: 2
Coding region: 275-2005 (576 amino acids)
Biological process (GO): transcription open complex formation at RNA polymerase II promoter; transcription initiation at RNA polymerase II promoter
Cellular component (GO): transcription factor TFIIE complex
Source: RefSeq, a predicted model, not a curated record